Messenger RNA from Kogia breviceps (pygmy sperm whale), 2863 nucleotides. It is a transcript of the gene UNKL, whose product is annotated as unk like zinc finger. The record is from RefSeq and is a predicted model, not a curated record. Gene Ontology annotation, molecular function: metal ion binding. Lineage: Eukaryota; Metazoa; Chordata; Mammalia; Artiodactyla; Physeteridae.
CGGCGCAUGCGCGCUGCAUUGUUUUGACUGAAAAUGCCGUCGGUUUCGAAAGCGGCGGCGGCGGCGUUGAGCGGGUCCCCCCCGCAGACCGAGAAGCCGACCCACUACAGGUAUCUAAAGGAGUUUAGGACAGAGCAGUGCUCCCUGUUUGUGCAGCACAAGUGCACCCAGCACAGGCCAUUUACCUGUUUCCAUUGGCAUUUCCUAAAUCAGCGUCGGCGCAGACCGCUCCGCAGGCGCGACGGCACUUUUAACUACAGCCCGGACGUGUACUGCUCCAAGUACGACGAGGCCAGCGGCUUGUGCCCCGACGGCGACGAAUGUCCGUACCUGCACCGGACGACCGGGGACACGGAGCGCAAGUAUCACCUGCGCUACUACAAGACGGGCACGUGCAUCCAUGAGACGGAUGCCCGGGGCCACUGCGUGAAGAAUGGGCUGCACUGCGCCUUCGCGCACGGCCCUCUGGACCUGCGGCCGCCCGUGUGUGACAUCAGGGAGCUGCAGGCCCAGGAAGCCCUGCAGAACGGCCAGCUCAGUGCUGGGGAUGGCGUCCCUGACCUGCAGCCUGGGGUCUUGGCCAGCCAGGCCCUGAUGGAGAAGAUCCUGGGCGAGGACCCCCGGUGGCAAGAUACCAACUUCGUGCUAGGCAACUACAAGACAGAGCAGUGCCCCAAGCCGCCGCGCCUGUGCCGCCAGGGCUACGCAUGCCCACACUUCCACAACAGCAGGGACCGGCGGCGGGAUCCGCGGAGGUUCCAGUACAGGUCCACCCCCUGCCCCAGCGUGAAGCACGGUGACGAGUGGGGCGAGCCCUCCAGGUGCGAGAGCGGGGACAGCUGUCAGUACUGCCACUCGCGCACAGAGCAGCAGUUCCACCCCGAGAUCUAUAAGUCUACGAAGUGCAACGACAUGCGACAGACUGGGCACUGCCCUCGGGGCCCCUUCUGUGCUUUUGCGCACGUGGAGAAGAGUCUUGGAAUGGCCAGCGACUGGGGCUGCCGAGACCUCACCUCCACCAGUGGCCCCGUGGCCCCCAGUGGGCAGCCUGGACACGCAAAGCGGAGAGAUUCACCUGCUGAAGGCAGCCAGAAGGCCAGCGAGCAGGACAGUAAGCAGAGCCACCUGGCGGUGUUGGCGGUGGGUCACCCCCUCGCUCCCAGCGUGAGUUCCAGCCUCGCAUCCAGCCUGGCAUCCAGCACUGGCUCAGGCGGCUCCUCGCCCACCGCUCUGCCCACUGUCUCGGCUCGUGCCCACCCUCUUGACCCCACUGGCAGUGCCGUCGAGGCGGUCCCAGGAUCCUCUUUAGACCUUCACCUCGGCGACAUCAGCCUCGUGCCCCCAGAUAAGGACCUGGAGGAGCACGACAGCCGUGACCUUGGACCCACAGGUCAGCGGUCGCUGGGGGGCUCGGCGCCUGUGGCCAUCCCAGGCUGCCUGCCCCGCUCCCCGUCCCUGCAGUCCUCGUCGUCCCUGUCCGCCUCCCCACUCGGCUCCUUCUCCCAGUCCCUGUCGGGGCCACUCGUCUCCUCAGCCAUGACGCCCCCCCAGCAGCCGCCAGCCCUCAAGUCGGAGCCCCGAGCACUGGGCCCCCCAGCCCCGUCCUACAACUCCUUCGGCUUGAAUGGCGUCCCCGGCAGCAUCUGGGACUUUGUCUCUGGCAGCUUCUCUCCUAGCCCGUCCCCCAUCCUGAAUGCUGGCCCCACGGCCCCUUCAGGCGCGAGUCCAAACAGUGCCGAGCUGGCCCGGGUCAGGCGGCAGCUGGAUGAGGCCAAGAGGAAGAUCCGGCAGUGGGAGGAAUCCUGGCAACAGGUGAAGCAGGCCUGUGACGCGUGGCAGCGGGAGGCCAAGGAGGCCAAGGAGCGGGCGCUCGCGGCCGACAGCGCCCGGCAGCUGGCGCUGCAGAAGAAGGAGGAGGUGGAGGCCCAGUUCCGACGGCUGCAGGAGGAGCUGGAGGGCCGGGGCUUGGCCUCCGUGCUACCCGGGCUGCGUGGCUGUGGUGACAUUGGCGCCAUCCCCCUGCCGAAGCUGCAUUCGCUGCAGAGUCAGCUGCGCCUCGAUUUGGAAGCAGUGGAUGGGGGAACUCAUUUCCUGAACACGUGCACAUUAACUGGAGCGUCAGUGACAGCGCCCCACGCCUGCGGCCUCCCGCUCAAGUGCCUGCGCCUAGGAAAGCCAAGGAGCUGCGUGCUGUCCUUUCUCCCCUGGACUUGGUCAGCGCGGUGACAGUGAGCAGGGCAGUGGGGUGGGGGACCCGACGGGGCGGGCGUCACAUUGACUGUGCAGAGCCUUGUGGUGCUCCCCCUUCCCAGAGCUUGCUGGUGGGCGUCCUGAGUGGAGCCUCUCUCCACCCAUGUGGGAGACCCUAGCCAGCCUCCAGGGCAACACUGCACUGGAUCUGUUUGUCUAGGUGUUAUGUUCGAGGAACCCUGGGGUUGGGGAGGACCCGACCGCCAUGUGGGGACGGGGUGGCAGAAAGGCUGUUGGGAAUGGGUCAGAUUUUAGUGCCGGCUUCAGUCCUUUCUGUCUGCAUUGGGUCACUUUCCCUAGGAAUCUGGGAGGAAGCAAAACCUGUCUGUAGUUGACCCAGACUUUGCUCGUGGCAGAUCCAGAUUGGCAUGAGAAUCUUCCCAGAGUCUGCCGCCAGGCGCGGAGCAGGGGCUGGACCCUGGCCCGGAAGGGACGGGAUGCCCCCUGCUUGGGGCUGUGCCAAAGACUUUAUAUAGCAUUUUUUAAGUGCAAGGUGACUAGGUAAAAAUUUUUAUCAGUGACCAAAUUAGAAUGUAUUUACUAUAGUGAGAAGUUUAAGACCUUUUUUUUUUUUAACAUAAGACAAACAUAGGAAAGCUGUCAUUUUUUUAAG